Helianthus annuus (common sunflower) is the source of this 1281-nucleotide messenger RNA. Its product is annotated as acyl-CoA--sterol O-acyltransferase 1. The record is from RefSeq and is a predicted model, not a curated record. Gene Ontology annotation, biological process: lipid metabolic process. Bases 56 to 1102 code for a protein of 348 amino acids. Lineage: Eukaryota; Viridiplantae; Streptophyta; Magnoliopsida; Asterales; Asteraceae. The transcript has 2 exons.
UGUUACAUUCAUUUAUUCAGUUAGUUCACAGAUACAGAUCUGUAACACAAUCACAAUGGAGGGUGAGGUUAACAACUUAAUAUUUGUAUGGGCAACAGCCCUGAUCUCCCUUUACUACUGCAACAAGAUCACCAACUUGAUCGCACCCGGGACAAAGCGCCUAAGCGCUUUCGUCCCAGUAAUAUGCAUCUUCUUCUAUCUCCCGAUUCGUCUCACCACGGUCCAUCUCGCUGGCACAACCUCCUUCUUCAUCACCUGGCUUGCCAACUUUAAACUUAUUCUUUUCGCCUUCGAUAAAGGCCCGUUGUAUUCGAACCCGCCUCUUCCUGUGUCUAAAUUCAUCCUUACUGCUUGUGUACCGAUAAAACUGCGAUCUAAAGACGGAGGUUCUAAGUCGGGAAGCAAGUCGCCGAUCAAUUACUCGCUUAAGUUUGUGGUGUUUCUUUUGUUGCUUAAGGUGUAUAAUUAUGAGGAGUACUUGCAUCCUCUUGUUAAGAUGGCUUUGUUUUGUGUUCAUAUUUAUGUGGUGUUGGAUGUGGGAUUGGCUAUGGUUGCUUAUGCGGCUCGAGCUGUCGUUGGAUUUGAGCUCGAGCCGCAGUUUGAUGAGCCGUACCUGGCUACAUCCCUACAGGAUUUUUGGGGAAAGAGGUGGAAUCUUAUGGUCACAGGUAUACUGCAUCCUACGGUGUACCUGCCCGUCCGGUCAAUCUCGGGCAGGUAUUUGACCAAAAAGUGGGCCCCAUUUCCCGCGGUUAUGGCAACAUUCAUUGUAUCCGGGUUGAUGCACGAAUUAAUAUUUUAUUACAUUGGGCGAUUGAAGCCCACGGGGGAAGUCACGUGGUUCUUCGUGAUCCAUGGUUUGUUGGCGGGGGUGGAGGUGGUGGGGAAAAGGAUGUUGGGUGGGAGAUUGCGUGUGCCAGCGGUUGUUUCGGGUCCGUUGGCGUUGGGAUUGGUGGUUUCCACCAGCUUCUGGUUGUUUUUUCCGCCGUUCUUGCGGUGCAAUACGGAAGUCCGGUCGUGUAAAGAGUUCAUGGCAUUUUUGGAACUUGUGGUUCGUCGACGAUUUGUUGCCCCAAAUGACGUUUCUUGCCCGUACUAUUGAGGAUAAACGUUCAAGGUUUGGAAGGCAUAUACGAGUAUUGGAUCUAACAAUUGGUUUGGUUGCGUUCAUACCAGCACUAAUGCAUUGGAGUCCGUCUAAAAAUUGGUAUCAUCGAAACUUUUGUAUUACAUUAUUUUUGUAAUAUACAUUUGGGUAUAAAAUUACUUCUUUAGAUCAAA